AUGAUCUUUCAAUACUCUCUCUUCGCAGCACUAGCAGCCGUAGCCUUGGCUACACCAACCCCUACCAAGACUUCUAAGCUAUCAAAUCACCUUGGCAAACGAGAUUACUGCGGCGAUCAUGAGAACCAAAUGGCAACUUGGUAUGACCGUGGCACGGACCCCAACCAAAUUACAGCUUGCGGACACCAGUAUGAUCCCUCAGCUCUUGUCGUCGCCAUUUCGACAGAUGUACCAAACUACAAGUCCUUCUGCGGCCGCGAAAUCCUUAUCUCUUCCAGAGAGCAGUUAGCUGCAGUAGUCGCCAUUAUCGAUGAUGCCAAUGCCACUGGUGAUCUGGGAGAAUUCGCUCUCGACCUUUCCCCGGCUGUCUUUGAUAUCCUUUCACCAACCGACCACACCAUUGACCAAGACGGAGAAGUUGCUAUUGACUGGGUUGUACUGGGUGGCGAUCCCUGCCCUAUAGCCGUUCUGCUGUAUGAGCUAUUUUGA
Molecule: messenger RNA, 489 nt
Organism: Trichoderma virens Gv29-8
Lineage: Eukaryota; Fungi; Ascomycota; Sordariomycetes; Hypocreales; Hypocreaceae
Exons: 2
Coding region: 1-489 (162 amino acids)
Source: RefSeq, a predicted model, not a curated record